CAGUCACGCUAUUCAGAAGGGUGUGACGCCGAUCAAAACGACACCCACUUCUUCUGCGUCUUCUCUCUCUCUCUCUCUCUUCAUCUCUGUCUCACGCCUUUCUCUCUCUAAAAAUCUCUUUUUUUCUUUACACAGAACAAUUAAAAAAAAAAUCCGAAAUUUUCAAUCUUUCGAUUUCAGAACAAUCCUUCACAACAUUUCUUCCUGUUUCAUCAUCCAAAUCAUAAGAAAGGACGCAUUUUUAUUUUUAAAAAUUGGGUUUUUUUUCUUCUUCUGGAUAUAGAGAGCGAGAGAAGUUAGGAACAGAUCUCUCUCUCUCUCUCUCUCUCUCUCUCUCUCUCUCUCUCUCUCUCUCUCACUUUCUCGUUCUGCUCUCUCAUUCGUGCCAAACGUCUCUCUUCUUCCAUUUUUUUUUUAAAGCUCAGCUUUCCUUGUUUGAUACGACUGGUUUGCGAUUUUCAGUUCUGGGUCAGAGACGACGGACGACUUCUCUUCGUCUUUGAGCAUCGGAAUUGGGGUCUAGGUUAGGGUUUGCUACCAAUUUGGGAUUUUGGAAAUGUUUUAGUUACUGAUACUCUAAUUUGGGUUCUGUGGAUUUUUUUUAGUUAAGAGAUUAUGAUUAUCAAACGGAAAUUUAAAACCCAGAUACCGAGUUUGAAACGGUGCAAACUCGGUAACUCGUCGAACGAGUCCAGGAAGAAGAGAAAGACCAACUUGGGAGGUGGAGGUGGUCACUACUACCCUCUCAAUCUUCUCGGAGAAAUCGCCGCCGGGAUUGUUCCUGGUGCAGUCUCUGCUUCAUGGUGCUCUGAAAUUAAACCUGUUGAGGUACAAGAAGAGUCGUCAAUGUCGACGAGAAGAAGAUCAGAAGAUUCCGGCUCUGUGAGGGAUCCUCCUCCGGCUGAAGUCUCUCGCCCACCGCUUGUUCGGACAUCUAGGGGAAGGAUUCAGGUGCUUCCUUCUCGAUUCAAUGAUUCGGUGCUCGAGAAUUGGAGAAAAGAUAGCAAAAGUGAUUGUGAUGAUUUGGAGGAAGACGUAGUAGAGUGCAGGAAUGAUAAAGUUAGUAGCUUUCGGGGUUCUAAAGUUGGUAAUUUGAAAAACAAGCAGCUUGAUAGGAGCCGUAAGUAUAACAGUGCAUUGUAUAAAGAAACAAUGUUUCACAAGGAACGUGGUGAGGCUCGUGUUGACAGACCGAGGGAAGAUGAUGACAAGAAGAUUAUGAAGAAAGAUGGUUCUUAUGGGCCAGAGAACUUUUAUUCAGGAGACUUAGUUUGGGCUAAAUCUGGGAAAAAGGAACCGUUUUGGCCGGCUAUUGUUAUUGAUCCAAUGACUCAAGCACCCGAGCUUGUUUUGCGUUCUUGUAUACCCGAUGCUGCCUGUGUUGUCUUCUUUGGUCACUCUGGGAACGAGAAUGAAAGGGACUAUGCAUGGGUGAGGAGAGGGAUGAUCUUCCCUUUUGUGGACUAUGUUGCCAGGUUCCAGGAACAGUCUGAACUGCAAGGGUGCAACCCUCGAAAUUUUCAGAUGGCACUGGAGGAAGCAUUUUUGGCAGAUCAGGGAUUCACGGAGAAGUUGAUGCAUGAUAUUCACUUGGCUGCUGGUAACCCUGCUUUUGACGAUUCUUUCUACGGAUGGAUUCAAGAGACCGCCGUCCCAAAUCAGGAUCUCGGUAAAAAUGCUCCAAGCCAGAGGCUGUUAAAAAAGUACGGAAAUCCACUGGAAUGUGUAGGAUGUGGAACGAUCAUUUCUUUUGAGAUGGCAAAAAAAAUUAAAUCUGGAGAUAAAUUGUUGUGUAAACCAUGUUCAAGGUUGAUAAAAUCAAAACACAUUUGUGGUAUAUGUAAGAAGAUAAGGAAUCAUUUGGACCGUCAAAUCUGGGUGCGCUGUGAUGGUUGUAAAGUCUGGGUACACGGAGAGUGUGACCAAAUAUCAGAUAAGCAUCUAAAGGAUUUGGGGGAAACAGAUUACUACUGUCGUACUUGCAGAGCUAAAUUUAACUUUGAACUAUCAGAUUCAGAAAAUCAAAACUCAAAGUCAAAACUUAGCAAAGGCGAUGGUCAGAUGGUUCUUCCUGACAAGGUUACUGUUGUAUGCGCUGGAGUAGAAGGAAUUUAUUUCCCGAGGCUCCAUUUAGUGGUGUGUAAGUGUGGCUCCUGUGGGCCUAAAAGGAAAGCACUUAGUGAAUGGGAAAGGCAUACCGGAUCAAAGUCAAAAAAUUGGAAGACCAGUGUGAAAGUCAAAAGCUCGAAGCUGUCACUAGAAGAAUGGAUGCUGAAUUUAGCAGAGUUACAUGCAAAUGCUACAGCAGCUAAAGUUCCUAAACGACCCUCCAUAAAGCAGAGAAAGCAGAGAUUACUUGCUUUUCUAGCAGAGACAUAUGAGCCGGUCAAUGCGAAGUGGACAACAGAACGAUGUGCAGUUUGCAGAUGGGUUGAAGAUUGGGACUACAACAAGAUUAUUAUCUGCAACAGAUGCCAAAUAGCAGUGCAUCAGGAAUGCUAUGGCGCUAGACAUGUUCGUGAUUUCACCUCAUGGGUCUGUAAAGCAUGCGAGAAACCAGAUAUUAAGCGGGAGUGCUGCCUCUGCCCUGUAAAAGGAGGUGCAUUGAAGCCAACUGAUGUGGAAACGUUGUGGGUUCAUGUGACGUGUGCUUGGUUUCAGCCUGAAGUAUGUUUUGCAAGUGAAGAAAAAAUGGAACCAGCUGUUGGGAUAUUGAGUAUUCCAUCAAGUAAUUUUGUGAAGAUAUGUGUAAUAUGCAAACAAAUACACGGCUCGUGUACUCAGUGUUGCAAGUGUUCCACAUAUUAUCACGCCAUGUGUGCCUCCCGAGCUGGUUAUAGAAUGGAGUUGCACUGCUUGGAGAAAAAUGGUCGGCAGAUAACAAAGAUGGUGUCCUAUUGUGCUUAUCACAGGUCUCCAAACCCAGAUAAUGGCUUAAUUAUACAAACUCCUUCACGGGUCUUCUCUGCAAAAAGUGUUGUCCAAAACAAGAAGAAAGGCGGUUCCCGGCUUAUUUCAGCAAUCAGAGAAGACGAUGAAGAGUCACCCACAGAGGAUACCGUUACAUGUGAUCCAUUUUCUGCUGCUCGUUGUCGAGUAUUUAAAAGAAAGACUAAUAGCAAGAAGAGGAGUGAAGAAGAAGCAAUCCCUCACCACACAAGGGGACCACACCACCAUCCAUCAGCAGCAAUCCAAACUCUAAAUACAUUGAGGCAUGUGCCGGAAGAACCCAAAUCGUUUUCUUCUUUCAGGGAACGACUUCACCACUUGCAGAGGACAGAAAUGGACCGUGUCUGCUUUGGGCGAUCUGGAAUACAUGGAUGGGGUCUAUUCGCAAGAAGAAAUAUCCAAGAAGGAGAAAUGGUUCUUGAGUACAGAGGGGAACAGGUGAGAGGUAGCAUUGCAGACUUGAGAGAAGCACGGUAUCGUAGAGUAGGGAAGGAUUGCUAUCUGUUCAAGAUCAGUGAGGAAGUAGUGGUUGAUGCUACAGAUAAAGGGAACAUAGCUCGGCUCAUCAACCAUUCGUGUACGCCAAAUUGCUAUGCAAGGAUCAUGAGCGUAGGAGAUGAGGAAAGCAGAAUUGUCCUCAUCGCCAAGACCAAUGUAGCUGUGGAAAAGGAGUUAACGUAUGAUUACUUAUUUGAUCCAGACGAGCCAGAUGAAUUCAAGGUGCGAUGCUUAUGUAAAGCCCCCAACUGCAGGAAGUUCAUGAACUAACACCAUGAAGAAGACGCAAAAGCAAGGUUCUCUUUUUUUUUCUAUAUAUAUGUUUUGCUCUUUAAACACUAGAUUUAUAGGUGAUAGAAAGAUCAAAAAGUGAUUUUAGCUCUUAUUCUAUUCUGCGCCUCUGUAUAGACAACAACUCAUUCGUUUCACCAUUUCCUGGAAAAGUCCAAUUUCAUUCAUUCA
Camelina sativa (false flax) is the source of this 3909-nucleotide messenger RNA. The record is from RefSeq and is a predicted model, not a curated record. Lineage: Eukaryota; Viridiplantae; Streptophyta; Magnoliopsida; Brassicales; Brassicaceae.